This is a messenger RNA of Closterium sp. NIES-67, 2329 nucleotides long. The record is from the annotation of a GenBank genome assembly. Lineage: Eukaryota; Viridiplantae; Streptophyta; Zygnematophyceae; Desmidiales; Closteriaceae.
ACUUUAUUACUUUUUUUGUUACCACAAGACCGCCAGAUCAUGAUCUCUUCGAAAAUGACUAAUAAACUUCGGAUUUGGGGCCGAGAAGUUGGUAUUUUAUAAUAUCUUAAUAACACAGAUAAUUAAUCAGCGCGUGACUGAAGCAGAAUAAACCUUUUAAUUUCUGCCGCUUAGCAACUGUAAAAAGAAUCACUUGAUCAUUUUUUUAAGAAAAUAGAUGAUCAAAUCAAUAGGCGCGAAGCGUUUCAGCGCAUUAGGUUUAAAGAAAAAAAGCAACUUAUGGAUCUAGUUAAAUAUUUAACGUUUUCAAUGAUUCUAUUUCUUUUAGGUAUCUGGGGGAUCUUCUUAAAUCGUAAAAAUGUACUUAUAAUGUUAAUGUCAAUAGAAUUAAUGCUGUUGGCAGUUAAUCUUAAUUUUUUAGUCUUUUCUGUCUAUUUAGAUGACAUGAUGGGUCAAUUAUUUGCUUUGUUUAUUUUAACAGUGGCUGCUGCUGAAUCAGCUAUUGGUUUAGCUAUUUUAGUUAUAACUUUUCGAAUACGAGGUACCAUCGCAGUCGAAUUUAGGGCGACCGUGCUAAAGCACCUGCAGUGUACACGCAACUUAUCCAUAACCUGUGAGGGUUGGAAAAAAAAGCAUGUUGUUAGAACCAGUUGUCCAUAACAUGACUGGUAACUCUAAAAUUUAGAAACGAAUUUGCUUAGAGAUGAGCUUAUCACAAAUCAGAGUAUCUUUCGGCCCACUGCGUGCCUAUUGCUUAGAAAGCUACAAAUAGUUAAAAACAAAAAAAAGAAUCUUGCAAGAUAUUUUUUUGCGAAGCAAAACCUUCAAAUCAAUCAAUAUACGAGAAAUCUUACUAUAGUUCAAACUUAGGCAAACUGCUGAACGUUCGAAAAACUCGCGUAGCAAGUUGCAUGUGUUUCGGAUUAUGUGCAAGUUGUAUGUGUUUCGGGGGUUGCUUCGCUGCGCUUGUUUUCUUCGGGGCAUUAUUUUAUUAGGCGCACAUAAUAAAGCAAGCAAAAUUCUAACGCGCGGAGUGUGCUAGCUUGCAAAGCAAGCGUUUUUCAGGUUUGCAAAGCUUGCGUAUAGGAGACCUGGUGGACCUUUACACACACUUAAAGAACUUAUCUUGAUUAAAAGAAUAUCCAUGGAAUUGCGAUUGCUUUAAAGUUACUGCAAACUUCUUUUUUUUAGAAAGAACAUCUUAUGCAAGAAAGUCACGUACUUGACGGUGAUAAAUAACGAUCAGGCGCGCAGUGCAUGACAGAUAACCUUUAUUGGAACAGGGUACUUAAUGACAUCUCCAAGUAAACUAAGUCGUACUGCAGGUACUAACGGUGAGAUCAUUCUUACUUGCUUCGCAAGGUAUCCUUCCUAUCAGGCGGCGCAUUAUUAGAUUAUGCGCGGUACCGCUUGCAAAGCAAGCGAAAGGAGGUUCGAAGAACUUGCCUAGGAGACGCAAACGAAGCCCCCCGUCUACCACCACCACGAGAGAGAUGGGUUAUAAUAAUGAAGUCAGAGGAUUUAUAGUACUGGCCCCGCCUAACGGCGCCUUGUAAAAGGUAAGCAAAAAAAUAAGGGAAGAAAUCUAAUCGUUUUAGCUUAUAGUGAGAAACCUUUGAAACAAUAAGGUGGGCGCCUUCGGCGCUCGUCAGAGUUAAAGUAUGAAGAACUUGAAAAUACUUUGAACAGGAUACUUAUAGGUUUUUUCUUUCUGGGGACCUACUUCGAUAGUGCUAAAUUGCAGCUUUGUCUGUUUUUUAUAGAAAGUUCGAAACUCUGGGGUACAUAGCAGCAACAACGGACUCGAGAACAAACCUCUCUAGUAGACUAGGAGGUCUGAAUACAAUUCAGUAACUUAUCUCUAUUCUAUAAAGCUAUGUACAAUAACGUACUUAAGCUCAAUUGGGAAAAGCUAAAAAAUUUACUGCCCCCAAGUCUACCCCAUAGAAAAUUUUUUUGUCUUAACAGCUCAUAAAGAAAAUGGAAUUACACUAUCAAGUGUUAGAUCUUUGUGCCUAGGCACAAAGAUCUAAAAAUAAAGAUCUUCGAUCAUAGAAAAAAACGAAAGAUUAAUAAGCUAGACUGGUGAGCCGUAUGAUGGGUGACUAUCUUGUACGGUUCGGAGAGCACUAUAAAUAAACCUAAAGACAACUUACGUAGCGCUGUCUGAUCAAAAAAAAGAAAAGCUACCUUCGAGAACCUUUAGGAAUAUUUUUUUGACUCUAUUUAAUUCAAUGAAAGGAUAAUUUUUUUUUUAACGCAGGGAGAGGGUUCGAUUUUACUUUCUUAAUACUCUGACGAGCCUUAGUUUUUACAACUCGGCCACUCU